AUGGGCGACUCAGCCCGCGUGGUAACGGCUGCGGUAAAUCCCGUGGGAGAGCAGAGGGCCCGGUGGGGCAGGAAGCGCAGCCGGGCGGCCAAGGAGCUGCUGCAAAGCGAGCACAGGUACCUCGAGCAGCUGGACCUGGUGCUCACCUUCUUCGUGACAAUUUUAAAGGCCAAAGGGACGCUCAAGCCUGCUGUGCUGGAAACCAUAUUUGGACCCCUAGAAUCCAUAUACUCGGCCAGCCAGGUUUUCUCACUUCACCUGGAAAGAGGGAAUUUGGAACUAGGACUGGAAAACUUAUGUCAGAAGCUGGAGCUUUAUGGCCACUAUUCUGAGAAUUUGGAGCAGGCAGAUAAAGCCUUGAAGGAGCAGCUGAGGAAGAACAAGUCGUUUCGACACUUUAAGAAACUCCAGGAGUCCCGACCUCAGUUUCAAGGGAGGAAGCUGGAGGAUCUGCUUCCUUUGCCCCUGCAGAGGUUGCACCAGUACAAACACUUUCUCAGAGACCUGCUGGAGAACACGAGCCCAGACAACACGGAGCACCAGAAACUUGCAAAGGCUGUGAAGUGUGUUUCUGAGGUAUCUCGAUGGGUCCAAGACGUCACUCGUAAGAGAGAGAACUCCCUGCAACUACUUCGAGUUCAGAAACUGCUCAAAGGGCAGAAGACCAAGGUGCUGGCACCAGGGCGCUGGUAUAUCCGGGAAGGCUGGUUGUUGGUGGUGCCUUCAAAGGGAGAAGAACUGAAGCCCAGGAUGUUCUUUCUUUUUUCUGAUAUCCUUAUUGCAACGAGGCCCUGCCAUCCGCUGCACUUGUUAAACUCGAACAAAUUCACGUGCCAGGCUGUCUAUCCACUUCAGGAGUGCACUGUGGAGAAAGUGUUCGGCCACACACAGAGCCAGGGAGGGCUUCUCAGUCUUUCCUUUCCACACAAGACACUUUUGUUGAUGUCCACCGAUCAACAAGAUAUUAAUGACUGGUAUCAGAGCCUCAAAGCUGCAGUCAGGCAGCUGAAAGCCUGACCCACUGGAGUACAUGACAAUCCAACAGGACGUCCUCCCCUCAUGGUGAAGCCUCUGCAGCCUUACAAACUGCUACCUGUAGCAGAACAACUGCAUUCAGAGGGACUAUGCACGGUGCUCGUGAAACUGAGGGCUUCGUCAGCUGUUCUGAUCUCAACACACAUAUCAAAAAAACCCAUAUGCACAAUAAGAAUCUGUAUAUUAAGAAUUUUUAUCCAGACU
Nothoprocta perdicaria is the source of this 1239-nucleotide messenger RNA. It is a transcript of the gene ARHGEF39, whose product is annotated as Rho guanine nucleotide exchange factor 39. NCBI's taxonomy places the organism in Eukaryota, Metazoa, Chordata, Aves, Tinamiformes, Tinamidae. Gene Ontology annotation, molecular function: guanyl-nucleotide exchange factor activity. The transcript is spliced from 9 exons. The record is from RefSeq and is a predicted model, not a curated record. Gene Ontology annotation, cellular component: plasma membrane. Gene Ontology annotation, biological process: positive regulation of cell migration. Bases 1 to 1017 code for a protein of 338 amino acids.